CUUUUAGGAAAAAAAUAGGUAAAGAAAUAUCUCGGAAACACCAAAUAAAGAUCAUAACCAGCGAAGCAAGCACCUAUAAAUGAACACAACAAACACACACGAAACGGCAAGAAGAAAGAAAAAAAAACACAAAUCAGGUCACCACAACUUCAACAAUGGCAAACGCUUUCCUCAUCAGUAGCAGAAACAGAAGAUCAAUGCGAACAACAACAGACUCAAAACCAAAGAAUCAUACGGUGAAGCAGAGAUCAGACUCAUCUUCAGACUACGUUUACUCAUGCAAGAAACAUUCGAAGCACAGACAACCUCCUGGAAUCUGUUCCCUUUGUCUCCACGAAAGUCUCUCCAAGUUGUCUAGCGAUUUCCAUGACUAUAGUUCAAGCAUGAGCGCAUCUUCUUUGACUAAGACUGUGUCGUCUUGCUCCUCUGCUUCUUCAGACUCAGAAUCAGAUUAUUCUUCGACGGUUAUCUCUUCUUAUUACUCUUCUGUCUCUUCUUGUCGAUCUCCUUUGCAAAAUAGAUAUAGUGAGAUCGUUGUUAAUAAGAAGAAGAAGAAGAAGCCUGUCAAGAAACAAAGCUUCCUCUCUAGAUUAUUUCUGUAAUUAUUUACCACAUUUUUGGUUUAAUAUAUCAAUUUGUUCUUCGCUGUU
Molecule: messenger RNA, 650 nt
Organism: Camelina sativa (false flax)
Lineage: Eukaryota; Viridiplantae; Streptophyta; Magnoliopsida; Brassicales; Brassicaceae
Product: protein SALT UP-REGULATED GENE B
Source: RefSeq, a predicted model, not a curated record